Molecule: messenger RNA, 1338 nt
Organism: Postia placenta MAD-698-R-SB12
Lineage: Eukaryota; Fungi; Basidiomycota; Agaricomycetes; Polyporales; Adustoporiaceae
Exons: 3
Source: RefSeq, a predicted model, not a curated record
CUACGACACUUCCAUCAGGGUCGCAAUUUCAAGCAGUGGACAGGCGACGAUUCCAAGGGCUUGAUGAAGGCAAGUAUAUAUCUGCCUGCUAUAAGCGGACUUGUCCCGCCUCAAAUAGUGCGCGCGACGAGUUCCUUAUUGGAAUUCACCUACCUCGUACGGCGCUCAGUACACACAGAGAUGACCAUUAGCAACAUCACCUCCGCUCUGCAAACAUACCACCGAGAACGCGAGAUCUUCCGCGACGCUGGGGUACGGCCUAAUGGCUAUUCAACACCACGGCAACACUCAUUGGGUCAUUUCCCUCGGCAUAUCCGCAACUAUGGCGCACCGAAUGGUCUAUGUACCUCAAUAACAGAGUCGAAGCAUAUCAAGGCUGUUAAGGAACCUUGGCGACGAUCCAACCGCUUCGAUGCGUUGGGGCAAAUGCUUCUAACUAACCAGCGGCUUGACAAGCUCGCUGCUGCACGCGCCGACUUCACUGCCCGCGGUAUGCUCAACGCAACAUGCCUGUCCGCCGCAAUAGAUUCCCAGGCCAAUGACAAUGGCGCGCACAACAACGGUGUGCUGCCAUUCCCGCAUGACCUGCCCGCAGAAUCUGAGCAGGCUGUGGACAAUGACGACGAUGAAGAUACCAUAGACGGGCCUACAGUGGAUGCCUUCACAGCUCUAGCCCGUCGCCCAGCAAGAGGAUACUGCCGCCAUCUUGCUGCGCUUGGCGAGCAGCUUCAAAUCCCUGAACUUGUCGACUUGGUCGCAAGUUUUCUUUUGCAACAACUCAAUGACAAUACGGCCCCAAUGCAGGACGCCAGCCAAUACCGCAGCCCGCGUCUCCGGACGUCUGUGUUUCAUUCAGCCGUAGCGACAUUCUACGCACCCAGUGAUCUGUCUGGACGAGGCGGCAUGAAACGUGAGCGCAUCCGAGCGACUCCAUCUUGGCGAUCCGGCGCACCACGCUACGACACAGUGCUCAUCAAUAAGGACCCCACCCUCGACGGCUUCCGUGGGAUGUAUGCGGCACGCGUCCGCUUGUUAUUUUCAUUCUGGUACUCUGGUACGUUGUAUCCGUGUGCGCUAGUCGAGUGGUUUUUGCCGCUUGGAGACGAACCUGACGAGGAUACCGGGAUGUGGAUAGUAGAGCCAGAGCUGGAUGAAGACAGCCGGCGGCCAUCAGAAGUGAUACAUUUAGAUUCUGUUGCGCGCGCUGUACAUCUCAUUCCAGUUUUUGGGGGUGAUUUUAUUCCUGUAGAUCUACGGGCUUACGAUUCACUGGACGCGUUCCGGGCUUACUAUGUAAAUAGGUUCGCGGACUAUCAUUCGCACGAGGGUUUGUUUUAA